This is a messenger RNA of Phragmites australis (common reed), 772 nucleotides long. RefSeq lists its product as uncharacterized. The record is from RefSeq and is a predicted model, not a curated record. Bases 143 to 670 code for a protein of 175 amino acids. The transcript is spliced from 4 exons. Lineage: Eukaryota; Viridiplantae; Streptophyta; Magnoliopsida; Poales; Poaceae.
GUGCUCUCCCUCUCCCUCUCCCUCUCCUCUCUCCAUAAGUACCCUGCUGCUCCGCUCAUCACACAGUGUAGCUCACAAGUGUGCAAUCCUAUACAUUCAGUCUCGUUUUGAUCGAUAUUCACCGUGGUUCAGUUUGCUUUGCAUGGCGGAGGCCAAGACUGCACCUGCUGCGGCGGCGGCGGCACAGGCGGGUUUGGGGGAGCGGGGGAAGACGGUGGUGGUGGUCGGCGUGGACGACAACGAGCACAGCUACUACGCGCUGGAGUGGACAGUGCAGCACGUGGCGCCCGGCAUGGCGGGAGUGGCCGAGCUUGUCAUCGUCCACGCCAAGCCGUCGCCGUCCUCCGUCGUCAGCUUUGGCGGCCCCGGGGCCGGGGAGGCCAUGAGGUGCGUGGAGGCCGACCUGCGCAAGAUGGCCGAGGCCGUCGUCGAGAGGGCGCGCCGCGUCUGCAUCGCCAACUCGGCGCACGCUCUGAUCGAAGUGAUCGAAGGGGAGCCCGGGAACGUGCUCUGCAACGCGGCCGAGAAGCACCACGCGGAUCUGCUGGUAGUGGGCAGCCAUGGCUACGGCGCCAUCAAAAGGGCUCUUCUGGGGAGCGUGAGCGACUACUGCGCCCACCAUGUGCACUGCUCCGUGAUGAUAGUGAAGCAACCAAAGUCCAAAUGCUGAGCAUGUACUUGUAGCAUCAUCUUGGGUUCGGUUUCGUACAUCAGAUGAUGUUUGUGUGGUGAUAGUUGUAUCUGCAUGGAUGGAACGAUGUUGUGCAUCAUA